Molecule: messenger RNA, 1977 nt
Organism: Helobdella robusta
Lineage: Eukaryota; Metazoa; Annelida; Clitellata; Rhynchobdellida; Glossiphoniidae
Exons: 8
Coding region: 1-1977 (658 amino acids)
Biological process (GO): activation of GTPase activity; regulation of autophagosome maturation
Cellular component (GO): autophagosome
Molecular function (GO): GTPase activator activity
Source: RefSeq, a predicted model, not a curated record
AUGCAUAUCAUUAUAAUAAUUUAUCAGAAAUGUGACGGUCUGAAGCAGCCAGAGUACAAGAAGAUGUGCGUGGAUCCCCAGAUAACCUCAUUCAGCAUUCUGCAGUGUUUGCUAAUCAGGGCCUUUAAUAUUAAAAGUGACUUCACGAUUAGUUACCUGGCCACAGAUGACGAUGGUAGCGACGUCUACCUCUCCAUGUUGUCAGACUGGGAUCUAGACGCCGCCAUUUUUAGCUCCAGCACUCCAUAUUUGUGUCUAAAAGUGGAUUUAAAACCAUACGAAUCCGGCAUUGACGAUGAUUGGGAUGUGAUAAAGUCCCCAGACUCCAUACCACCAUCAUCAUCAUCAUCAUCAUUAUCAACAACGUCAUCAUCAUCAACAACAACAAUGAUAUUUACUUUGCCAACUACAACUACCGUCAUAAAUGCCAAUAAAGUUUUCUCAAAAACGCUGAAUAACUUUUUCGAAAAAACCUAUAAUAACCACUUGCAUUUGCCACCUCUGAGUUCGCCGUUGUCUGAUGGCGAUUUUAGAAGUUUUCAAAGUCCUGUUGGUGUGCUGAUUGAGCAGAAUAAAUUUAGGUUGGCUGGCGUGUAUCAAGGUGGUGUAGAAUGUUCCUUGAGGAAAGUUGUGUGGCGACAUUUGCUUAACGUUUACCCACACGACAUGACUGGUAAAGAGAGGAUAGACUAUCUAAAUACAAAAUCGAAAGAUUAUUACAAACUUCGUGAUGGAUGGAAGAGGAAGCUGAUGGACGGCCUGAUGUCAGGGGAGGAUCGACAGGUCAUCUGCGCCGUCAAGAAGGAUGUCCUUCGAACUGACCGACACCAUCCUUACUUCUCAGGAAAGGACGACAAUCAGAAUAGCAUCAGCUUACUGAACCUCCUAGUGACCUACGCCCUUACGCACCCUUCCACCUCCUACUGCCAGGGCAUGAGUGACCUGGCCUCGCCCCUUCUGGUCGUGCAAAAGGACGAACCGACGGCCUACAUCUGCUUCUGCUCCCUCAUGGAUCGACUGAGGGGGAACUUUGCUCCGGAUGGUGAACUGAUCAUGGGCAAAUUUGAACAUCUCUCCCUCCUUCUGGAUCAUCAUGAUUGGGAGUUCGCUCAGCACCUGCGCAAACAUCGGAUCGGUCCGGAUUUGUUUUUCUGCUACCGGUGGAUAUUGUUAGAGAUGAAGAGGGAAUUUCCGCUGGACGACGCCAUGCUGGUCCUGGAGAUAAUGUGGAGUACGCUGCCGAUCAGGGAACCUCAUUCCGUUUCCGGGGUUCCGCUGGUCGAUGAGGACUUCGUCGUCCUCUCCACCUCGCCAGGAUCGCUAUCGUCGCCGGCUUAUCGAUAUUUCACGAGUUAUUUGAAUUUGAAGAACCGAUGUAGGGAGGAGAGGAAGAGCUCCGUGGGCCCUGCUACUAGGAGCUUGCCUUUCACGGCUGCUACAGCUGUCGCUACAUCUGCUACUACUACUACUACUACUUCAAGCAAUCAUCACCGUCAUCAUCGUAAUCGUCAGUCGUCAUCACCACCAUCAUCUUUAUCGCUACUAAAAUCAUUAUCAUCACGUUUAUCAUCAUCACCAUUACAGCCAACAACAUCGUCAUCAGCUGCUAUUACAGCUACUACAGCUACUACUACUUCUGCCGCUACUACUGCAUCAUCAUCGUCCAACAGCAACAACAAUGGCCACCUCAACAACAACAUCAGCAACAACAACAAAUCGCCACAAUCUUUGUCCCCACUUCCGCCUCCGGAUGAGAUAGGACACGGAAACUCCUUCCUGAUGUUCCUCUGCCUCUCGCUGCUUUUAACUCACAGAGACCACAUCAUGUCGGCCAUGCUGGAUUUCAACGACACUGCCAUCUUUUACGAUAGGAAAGUUAGGAAGCACAAUGCAGUUAACGUCAUCGUACACGCCAAGUCAUUAUAUAGCGCCUAUCUUAAAAACCAGAUGUACCUGAGUAGAUCUAGGAGAGAUUAG